AUGCAAGCGGAUAUUUCUGUGCACCUGAACCGGUGCGUGUUCAACAGUCAUCCAGCCUUCAGGCUUGCUAGUGAUGGCUGUCGACGAUCGUUGGCCGUCCACUUCCAGACGUUGCACACCGCGCCCGGAGACUUGAUAUUUCACCAAGGUGAAAGCGUGGAGUAUUUGUGCUUCAUAGCAUCUGGUUCGUUGGAAGUACUUCAGGAUGAUGAAGUGAUUGCCCUCUUGGGUAAAGGCGACGUCUUUGGUGAUCCGUGCUGGAGGACGACCUCUUCAAUCCCAUCAGCUGCUAGCGUCCGGGCUCUUACCUAUUGUACUCUACACACCAUUCGGCUGGAACGACUACGCGCCGUACUGCAAUUUUACCAUGCAUUUGCUAACAGUUUUACGAGGAAUUUGGAAGUAAAUUACAAUCUGUGUAACAGAAUUAUAUUCCGAAAGCUUGCAGACGUUAAACGGGAGAUGGAGCUUUCCAUGCGACAGAAUAAAGAGCCUCCUCUAAGCAGCUUACCAGCAGGUCAUCCUGUUCGGAAACUAAUUUCUCGUCUUCGCCGACCGAGCCAAAAUUUAGGCACAAUUAUGUCCGGAGACAGCUCAUUGGAGGGAUCUGACCUAGAGAGUAUAUCGGGCUGUGUGCAGCCGGAAAACCAAAGACCAAGAAUGUCUCUAGCGAAUGUAGCCCGUGGACUUGUCGCUAAAACAGAUAGUGACACUCAGGCUCCGAGUAGCCACGCAACCACAUCGACUUUGUUGAGCUCCAUAAAUGAACGUGUCUCAAAUCAAAGUAUGACUACUGAACCUCAAACUGUAACAGGCGCUCCCCUUAUGGACAACACUACGGGCGCCGGAGGUACUCCCAGUGCAACUGCAACCCAACCUAAUCCAGCGCGUAAAUGGGCUCGUCUUAUUUCGAAAGCAACACAACCCCGGGUACCAAACACAAAUACGGACGCUGUUGACACCAGUCUGCAAGCCUCAUCGGUACCAGCAGACAAUAAACCCAUGGUUAAAGCAGUACCAGUAACAACCGUGGCUGACACCCACGUGCCUCAAUUUCAAUUGGCCGUUGUUCCACCUGCAUCUCAAGAAAGUGCAGCUGGGAUCAACUGUCCAAAAACCGCAGCAACUGUGAUGGUCAGCGAUGCGGCAAUAAAACAGCUGGGUCAGGCAUUACAAAAAGCACUUGGAGAAAUCCACAAGGACUUAUCUUCGCAACUCGUUGACGUUUUAAGCCGAAUCAACAAUCUAGAAACCCAAGUUGGCACAAUACAAAACCGUCUUGCAGAAAAUGAUCGAAAGAAAGACAGGCACUCAAGAUCACAAAUGAAAAAAGAACCACAAAGUAGCAACCCACCCAUUUCACACUCUAAGAUUACUAGCUCCAAGUCAGUGGAACCAGAGUAA
Opisthorchis viverrini is the source of this 1404-nucleotide messenger RNA. RefSeq lists its product as hypothetical. Gene Ontology annotation, biological process: regulation of membrane potential; potassium ion transmembrane transport. The coding region runs from base 1 to 1404 and encodes 467 amino acids. Lineage: Eukaryota; Metazoa; Platyhelminthes; Trematoda; Opisthorchiida; Opisthorchiidae. The transcript has 4 exons. Gene Ontology annotation, cellular component: membrane. Gene Ontology annotation, molecular function: voltage-gated potassium channel activity. The record is from RefSeq and is a predicted model, not a curated record.